UAGACACAGGAAGUAAAUUGAUCGUGGAGGAAUUCACUCCGCAAACUUAACAGCUGACUCGGUGUUGUUAGUUUUUAUGUUGGGCUUUACAUUUUUAGCCUACAUGCUGAACUCUGGGGUGCAGAAAGUAUUUUUAUAGUGAAGUGGCGACGUGCUCUUUGAGGACUGAGUGCAACUCCAGCUCAUUGCGUCCCAGGUUUAUGGAGUUUGGUGAUGGGUUUCUGGCAGCCGGUGAAUAACCUUAGAGACUAUGUAUCCCAGAAUCCUCCGGGGGUCACCUUUUUCCUAUGUCUGCUGACUUUGGCUCUGUCCUUCAUCUGCCUCAGCUCUUACAUCCACACUCACACCCUGCCCAACCCGGACACGGCUAAGGACUGGAACCACCUCCUGUCAGCCUUAUCACAGUUCCAGCUGUGUGUGAAAGCCAACGUCAGCUCCGUCGAGCUGCUCUCUCCAGCCUCUCCCCCUCUGGAGCACGAAGCGAGUGGAAAACCCUCAGUCAGCCCUGGAAAUACCCAGGCUCCGGUCACCCAGUUGCAUCUUAAGGUGCCGCUGGUUGUGUCACCCAGCUCAGCCAGUCAGUCUCCAACAGGCCUGCGUCUCCACAGCAACAUGAUGGCAAGUCAGCUAGGUCUUGCAGGCAAUGAGACUGUAAAUGUGACUCUACAUUUCGAGUCUGGGAAUGACACCCACACCUGCCUCACCAUAAGUGCCCCAACACACCUCCUACCCCGCAGUGUACUUCCUCCAUAUUGUCCAGAAAGUGAGAAAGUCAUCUCACCUCUCAGUGUGGUUUCUCUGGAGACAAGCAGCCAGUCACCGACAGCAUCACACCUCUGCUACAGUCUGCAGUCCAGACAUGACCCCACACUCAUGAUCAUGUUAACGCAGGAGCAACAGGGUGUGGCAGGGCGACACCUGUUGGAAGUCAGUGUGUUUCUGCUCGCCAUUUGUUUGAUGCUCGCUUUAUCUGCUAGUCUGACACACUCACUGGCACGCCGCUACCAUGGGAACGGACUUGAUCUGCACAGUGAACCUUUAAUGGACUCCUGAGCAUUUUUCACGCCCUACAUCCUGAAGAAGUCAACUGGUUGACAGAAGAGAGGAAUAAUUUAUUUGUUGAAUAAUAGACACAAGUAACAUGAGAAGAGGAACAAGCCAGACAUGAAACAUGGCUGUAAGGAAAAGAAAGCUGUAAUUAUAAUGACUUUUCAAUUGGUAAUACCCACAUUUUUGACUAGUCAUACAGUAUGCAUUGUUACACACUGAUAUACUUUGGUUUGAAUAACCCCACCGUGAAUACUUAGAACAGUAUAUAUCAUCACUCUCAUGUUCAGUGAAUCCAGGGAAUGAUUUUCACUACUGGGCGCCACUUUACCUCAGCCUGCAACAUCUGUCCUAUGUCAGUUAAUGAUUUCCUGCUUUUGCCAGACUGACUUUUGACAUCCCACAGAGUGUCAGUGUGUCAUUCAGCUGUGGGUUGUGCAUAUUAAUGGAGUAUUAAUGAUGAUGUAGUAAGAAACAGAGUUUUGAAAGUCAAGAGGCAAAUUGCACUUGUCUUGUUUUUACUAAAUGUAACAUGACGUGAGUCUAGAGGCCCUUUCUGUUAGAUGCUGAGGAGCUGACCCCCCCAAACCAGGUGCUCACCACUGAUAUUUUAGAUCGAUGAAGAAUUAUCUCAAUCCAUUGUAGCUGCGCUGGAAAUAUCUUGAUGUGACACCAUGUUUUGUCAAGUCAUCUGCUGAAGUAAGAAAAAAUACUUCUCCAAACAGUGAAACUGACCGACAAAUGUUAGGUGUGUUGCUAAUAGCUGUUUUUGCUUUCUGUAGUAACACCUGGAUCAGGUUGGCCUUUUAAUAUGGCUUUAAUGACUUACUGACUUUUCUACUCUGAGAGUAGUAGUAUAAUGAUAUAAUCGUGUUAACAGAACGGUUCCUGUUUCUCAAAAUGUCAGUGCACUCAGGGUCUUUGAAUGUACCAGGUUAGUGUUUCCGUGUCUUAUCCCUGUUUAAUUUCCAUCCUUAAGAGCAGCAUUUUCCAGGUGCAGUAUGUUUUAUAAUUCAUGUGGCUGUGUUAAUCCCGGUCAAUGGCAGAGUGGCAUACUUACCUUCCACCACCAGAUGCAGAACUAUCUUGUAACUGGUUAUUUUUCUCAGAGUGCUGUUUUAUUACCAUUUUCAAACAAACUGCCAGUGUGAGAAAUGGCUCCCAUUUGAAAUAAUUCUACACUUCCACUACCAGCUCAAAAAUGGAUGGCUGUAGUGAACAAGAUGCCCUCCCUUCAAAGACCACAGCAGAGGGAAGCAUUAAUGGUAAUAACCCGGUUGUAGAAAUAAAUUGGUCAUCAGUCAGGUUUGGUUGUGGAUGUUAAGGUAAUUUAUUUUUACCUGCCAGUCACUGCCUAUUUCACAAGUAGACCGAAUCAGUCCAUGCACACCUUGUGUCAAGAGCUAUGCCAUUUUAAUAAGGAACUUUCUUGCCCAGUUGCUAGUACCAUGAAUGAUGUCAAUGGGCUGCUCAGCAACCUGGAGUAAAUUAACUAACAUAAGAAAUUCUGUUUAAGUGAAACUUGAGGACCAGUUAUGGUAAGAGGGAUCAGAGCUCUUACAACUUUUCCAAAAAAAAAAAAAAAAA
This is a messenger RNA of Myripristis murdjan (pinecone soldierfish), 2634 nucleotides long. RefSeq names its product transmembrane protein 248. The transcript has 7 exons. Lineage: Eukaryota; Metazoa; Chordata; Actinopteri; Holocentriformes; Holocentridae. Bases 214 to 1053 code for a protein of 279 amino acids. The record is from RefSeq and is a predicted model, not a curated record.